Molecule: messenger RNA, 399 nt
Organism: Staurois parvus
Lineage: Eukaryota; Metazoa; Chordata; Amphibia; Anura; Ranidae
Source: the annotation of a GenBank genome assembly
AUGCAAACUGCUUCUACAAACAUUUGUGAAAUACUGUGCAAUAUGUCCAUCCGUAAAAUGUCCUUGCUACUAAAUAUUCCACGGUCAACUGUUAUUGGUAUUAUGACAAAGUGGAAGCAACUGGGAACAACAGCAACUCAGCCACAAAGUGGUAGGCCACGAAAAAUGACAGAGUAGGGUUAGCGCAUGCUGAAGCGCACAGUGAGCAGAAGUCGCCAACUGUCUGCAGAGUCAAUAGCUAAAGACCUCCAAACUUCAUGUGGCCUUCAGAUUAGCACAACAACAGUGUGUAGAGAGCUUCAUGGAAUGGGUUUCCAUGGCCGAGCAGCUGUAUCCAAGCCUUAUAUCACCAAGUGCAAUGCAAAGCGUUAGAUAAAGCAUGCCACCACUGGACUCUAG